Brassica oleracea var. oleracea is the source of this 1800-nucleotide messenger RNA. RefSeq names its product 9-cis-epoxycarotenoid dioxygenase NCED9, chloroplastic-like. Gene Ontology annotation, cellular component: chloroplast stroma. Bases 37 to 1800 code for a protein of 587 amino acids. The record is from RefSeq and is a predicted model, not a curated record. NCBI's taxonomy places the organism in Eukaryota, Viridiplantae, Streptophyta, Magnoliopsida, Brassicales, Brassicaceae. Gene Ontology annotation, molecular function: carotenoid dioxygenase activity. The transcript has 2 exons. Gene Ontology annotation, biological process: carotene catabolic process.
UCUUCAUCAUCCUCAUCUUUUCUCGAUCAAUCGACCAUGGCUUCUACUUCUUCUGCUUCGAGACCCAAUCUUAAAUCUCUAUCAUUCUCCUCUUCGUCAACACUCAGGGACAAGAAACCAACCCCUUGCUCUGUUUCUUACCCCGUCAACAAAACAUUUCCCAUCUCGUCGUCUCUCCAACCUCCGGCUACGUAUAAACCGACUUCUUGGAAGAAACUAUGUAAAGACGUCGCAUCCUUAAUCCCUAACACGAAGAACCAAGCACAGAGAACCGCCGCUGCGAUUUUAAACGCGGUGGAGAACGCCAUGGUCUCCUACGAGCGCCGCCAUCAUCCGCUCCCUAAAACGGCUGACCCCGACGUACAAAUAGCCGGAAACUUCUUCCCGGUCCCAGAGCAACCAGUCAUACAUAACCUCCCGGUGAACGGAACAGUGCCAGAGUGUAUUCAAGGAGUUUACGUCAGAAACGGAGCCAACCCGCUUCACAAACCAAUCUCCGGCCACCAUUUAUUCGAUGGAGACGGUAUGGUACACGCUGUCCGGUUCAAUAACGGUUCGGUUAGCUAUUCAUGCCGGUUUAUCGAAACAAACCGGUUUGUUCAAGAGCGAGAACUCGGUCGAUCUAUCUUCCCCAAAGCAAUUGGAGAUCUUCACGGACCCUUGGGUAUCGCCAAGCUCAUGCUCUUCAACGCCCGAGGGCUAUUCGGGUUAAUCGACACGACCCGCGGACUCGGUGUGGCUAAUACCGGUUUAAUCUAUUUCAACGGUUAUCUCUUAGCCAUGUCCGAAGACGAUUUACCAUACCAUGUAAUAAUCACCCAAACCGGAGAUUUAAAAACUUCGGGUCGGUACGAUUUCAACGGUCAGCUCAAAACCACAAUGAUCGCCCACCCGAAACUCGACCCGGAAACCGGAGAACUAUUCGCUCUCAGCUACGACGUCGUAUCAAAGCCUUUCUUAAAAUACUUCAGGUUCACAUCCAACGGUGAGAAAUCUCCAGACGUCGAGAUUCCACUUGAUGAACCGACGAUGAUCCACGACUUCGCGAUCACUGAGAACUUCGUGGUGAUACCAGACCAACAAGUGGUGUUCAGAUUAACCGAGAUGGUCAGAGGUGGCUCUCCUGUGGUUUACGACAAGGAGAAGAGAUCAAGAUUUGGUGUUUUGAACAAAUACGAUAAAGAUGCCUCGUUGAAUCGAUGGAUCGAAGUGCCUGAUUGCUUCUGUUUCCAUCUCUGGAACGCUUGGGAGGAGCCAGACACAGACGAGGUUGUCGUGGUAGGGUCAUGCAUGACGCCACCUGACUCAGUUUUCAAAGAACACGACGAAACACUUCAGAGUGUUUUGUCGGAGAUAAGACUAAACCUGAAAACAGGGGAAUCUACACGUCGACAGGUUAUUAUCUCCGAAAAAUUAAAUCUUGAAGCUGGUAUGGUAAACCGGAAUCUUUUAGGUAGAAAAACCCGGUUUGCUUACCUUGCUAUAACCGAACCGUGGCCUAAAGUGUCCGGUUUUGCUAAAGUGGACUUAUCGACCGGAGAUGUUCAAAAAUAUGUUUACGGAGAUGGGAAAUACGGAGGAGAGCCUCUGUUUCUGCCAGAGGUUUCUGGUUAUGGAGAAGACUGUGGUUACAUUAUGGUGUUUGUUCACGACGAGGAGAAAGUGAAAUCGGAGCUACAGAUCAUUAACGCCGUGAGUAUGAAGCUUGAAGCUACGGUUACGCUUCCUUCGAGAGUGCCUUACGGUUUCCACGGAACGUUCAUGAGUGACGAUGAUUUAAUGAAGCAAGCUUUGUGUUAA